UGCCAUCUACGAGGACCCAUCAUGGAGGCCAACCUGGAGCUAGUGUGAUGUGAGAAUUAUCUUUUACAAGGAUGUGAAACAAUCUCAGGUGAGGGAAGGCCUAGCAAAGAAGUCACUGGAGGCUGUGAACAGGUGGGCAGAACGUCUGUACCAUGUAUCACCUGAACACCUUCGUCAUGACGUUGGUGUGUGGCUGACCAGGACCCACCUGGGGGGUCCCUCUGGCUACGCACCCGUGUCAGGGGUCUGUGAACCCUCCAGGUCCUGUACUCUUAACAGGGAUGAGGGACUCACCUCAGCCUUCAUCAUAGCUCACGAGAUGGCUCAUGUUUUGGGACUCAGCCACGACGGUGACAGUGUAGCAGUGAAUGACUGUGAAGACGAAGGCUUCCAGGGAUCAGUGAUGGCUCCACUGGUAGCUGCCACCUUUAGCAGGUUCCACUGGUCGAAAUGUUCCAAGAGGGAGUACCAUACUAAAGCACAGGGCUGGUCUUGCUUGAUGAACAAGCCACAGUGGAAGAAUGCAACUCGUGUUGAGUCCACCAUCAAGUAUCAGUACUCUCUGGAUGACCAGUGUAGACUAGAGUUUGGUGAAGGGUAUGGUCUGUGCAGCAGUUUUGGGAUGACAGAGCCAUGUACACAUCUAUGGUGCAGUAAUACUUCUAUGCCACACCAUUGUAAAACUAAGAAGGGCCCUCCCCUUGAGGGAACCAUCUGUGCUGAACACAAGUGGUGUCGGCACGGAUUCUGUGUGGCGAUGGCCCAAGAAACGGAUGUGACGGAGGGAGAAUCACCGGUGAAACACAACCCCCAGGAUGGUGGCUGGGGUCCCUGGAGCCAGUGGGGACCAUGUUCCAGAACCUGUGGCACUGGAGUGGCCUUCAGGACCAGAGCUUGCAACCAUCCUCCUCCAGCUUGGGGUGGUCGUCGGUGCCGGGGUAAGAGAGAAGAGUGGCAGGUGUGUAGUGUGGAGGAGUGCCCACUGCCUCACCAGGACUUUAGGGCCCAGCAGUGUGCCCGCAUCACUCGCAUUGUUAAUCUAGAUCCACGUAGAGCUGCGCUCACCUGGCUCCCAUAUGAGGCUAAGAGAUAUAAAAAGAGGUGCCGUAUUUCCUGCUAUAGCCAUAGCACUAACGAGGUCUACAUCGGUCGAGAAUACGUAACAGACGGGACGCGAUGCUCUUACGACCAACCCAAUGAUAUAUGUGUUCAGGGCAAGUGUGUGCCAAUGGGAUGCGACAAUGUGAUUGGCUCUGCAAUGCAAGAAGACGACUGUGGAGUGUGUGGUGGGGAUGGUGCCACCUGCCAUCACCACAAUUUCGACUACAAUGAUGUUCCUCCACCAGACUACAGCUUGGUGGCUAUCCUGCCAGCUGGUGCACACAACAUCAUGAUUAAUGAAGAAACACCAUCUGGGAACUUCCUAGCCCUUGCUGAUAACUCCUCUGUUUUCUUCCUUAAUGGAGGCAGCAGUCAAGAACCAUCUAAAACCUUUAUCAGUGAGGGCGCCAAGUUCUUGUACAACAGCCAGGGUGAACGUGAGAGGCUACAAGCAAGAGGACCUCUUCUUGGAUCUAUCUACAUCAUGGUCCAUGGCAUGAGAGAACCAGAAUCAGUACGUAUUACAACUACCUACCUGACGCAGCUGAAGCAGGAGCACUAUCAAUGGGAGGUGGGCCCACUCACUGCCUGCUCUGUCACCUGUGGAGGCGGUGAACAACAUGAAACCUUAGUAUGCCGGGAUCGCCGCACUGAUGCUCAGGUGUUCCACAACAGCUGUCAGCACCUGCCACGCCCUUCACUCAACACUACAACCUGCAACACCUUUGGGUGUGAAGCAAAGUGGAUGACAGGUCCAUGGGAACACUGCUCCACUACUUGUGGUCCCAGUGGUGUGCAGGAGCGUGUGGUGUCAUGUGUGAGUCUUCCAGAAGCAGACACUGACAACUGGACAGCUGGGAUUGUAGAUCCAAUAAGAUGCAGUGCAGACCCCAUGCCUGAAGCACAGAGGGAGUGUCUCCGGGACCCUUGUUCAGCACAUUGGACACCAGUUGGCUGGAGCGAAUGCUCCAGCAGCUGCGGCGAAGGAGUGGAGACACGACUGUGGGAGUGUACUGGCGGAGGAGGGAACGAAGUAACGUAUGACUGUGGUCCUCGACCACACCAGGUGAGGGUGUGUAUCAAGCCUUCCUGUCCACCUGCUCCCUGUCUUCGGGAUGCUUCAGCAUUCUGCCAGCUACCAGUGUUACACAGAUACUGUCAAGUGCCGAAGUACCAUGAACUGUGCUGUCAUACAUGUGGUAAUGUAGUAUAUUAACACACGAACCCUCACUUAUUUAUGAAAUAUAUGUAGCAAGAGUAUCAGAAAAAGAGACAGCAUUAGUGCGCCCAAAAUGCCAUCUGUAUAUUAGUGUCCAUAUCUCACUGUUUAGAUGUUGGACCUACUAACACUUCCUGGUAGUUAAGUGUUUUAAAUGACAUUAUUUUGCCUGCAAAAAGUGAUAUACAUUCUACAAAACUGUAUGUGUAGGAGAAAACUCCCCCCUUCCCCCCAAGCUAAAGUCAUGCAGUGCAGUGUAUUUUGAUCUGAAGACUGAAGAAGGCAUUCUUAUCAUUGCCUUAAACCUCAUUGCUCUUCACUGCUGACGUAAUGGGCAGGACCCCCACAAAUAUUUAGUGAAGGAAUCCAUUCGUUAAGAGGUCCCCCUUACAGAAAAAUGGCACAAUAUCAUGACUGGAACAAUACAGAAAUGACUCACACAUAGGAGAGAGAGAGAGAGUAUCUUGUGAUGAUGCUUUGGUCUGACUUGGACCAUGUACAAGCCACACUGUGACUUGUAAAUGGUCCAGGUCGAACAUGUUGUCAUAAGCUUCUCUCUCCUAUGUGCGGGUUAUUUAUGUAUAGAUUUUUCCCUUCACAAAAUAGCAACUUUCAAUUACUCAACUCGUGUUCAAAUUGUCGGUGUGCUAGUUGGCCAACUAUUGCAACAUUUCAAUCAGUUUGUUGUGACAAAUGUAGCAAUAUAUAUAUUUAAAAGAGUAUGAUAGUUACUUGACUGGUGUAAGGUAUUUUUCCACUCUAGUUGGCUGAGCUGUCCACCAUAUUGUUGACCAGGUUCCUGGCUGGAUGACACCUGCAGAAUAUUAUUGACUAAGUGUUUUAUCUGCUUGAUCAAUGCAGAGUAUUGCUAGUCAGGCAGUGAGAAAGGACCAUUUGCUGUGAAACAGAGACUACUGUGGAACAGAGACUGUUUACUGUGGAACAGGAAGACUGUUUACUGUGGAGCAGAGACUGUUUACUGUGGAGCAGAGACUGUUUACUGUGGAACAGAGAGACUGAUUACUAUGGAACAGAGAGACUGAUUACUGUGGAACAGGAAGACUGUUUACUGUGGAACAGGAAGACUGUUUACUGUGGAACAGGAAGACUGUUUACUGUGGAACAGGAAGACUGUUUACUGUGGAACAGGAAGACUGUUUACUGUGGAACAGGAAGACUGUUUACCGUGGAUCCUUCAUCAUGAUGUUUAUUCCAAGGCUGGAGUUUAUCAAUACAUUAUAUAUAAAACACACAGAUAUAUGGCCUCAUAAGGCAAACAAGAAUCCUGAGGUCAGGCUCAGCAGAAAUCACAGGUGAGGUCAUAAGGAGACAGAACUCAAACAAUGUACAUCUAACAUCAAUGCUAUACAGUACCUGCAAGUUGAUUAGUAUUGAUCAGUGUACAUAUUGUUUGAGUUACACAUCUCUUGACAUCACAUCUUACCUCACUUGUGACCUCUCCUGAUCCUGACCUCUGGGUACUCGUUUGACUUAUAAGGUUGUGUAUCAGUGUGUUAUUGUAUCAGGUGCGUCUCACUUUAUGAUGGUUUGACAUACGAUAUUUUUAUUUUACAGUGGUGUGAUAUGUGCACAUUCAGUACUGUAUAGUAAUUCAAAAUCAAAGUUUUUAUUUCUUUGUGUAGUAUACAGAGUGUAGUUUACAUACAUGUUGUAAUAAAGUAUUGUUAAACACAAAGAAAGCUACUAGCAAGUGUGAGCAUUUAUUUACUUUUAAAUACUGGUAUUUAGUUACAGUAAUUAUUUGUUUAUUUGCUUAUUAGUGACAGUAGUUAUUUAUUACUUAUAUAUCCAUAUUCGACUUACGAUAUUUCCAACUUACAAUGGGUUCGUGGGAACAUAAUCCAUCGUCAGUCGAGGAGCACCUGCACUGUACUCUAUGAAGUCUGGUCCUGGAGCAAACAUGGUAAUACUAGCUUCACGGCAGUCUCUUUCUCACUACCUGUUGGCUUACACCAUUGUUCACCUAGGUUAAUUGUUUGCCCAUUGUGUCGGGUAAUUGACCCCCAUAUUCAAGGGUCGUGUAAUGUGUCAAGUGUUUGACCAAUGUCAAGUGGUUGUCAGGCACACCACAUGACCUCUUUAUUUAAUAUUCAUUUAAUAUAAAGUUUUUAAUAAUGUGUUAUGUGAUGACCAGUUGUCAGAAUGCUGUUUUGUAGGAUGAAGUUUGUCAUGCUAAGACGGAGCAGUAUGUGUCGUAUUUGUAUGAGGAAGCACUGAACCCGUAGGAGUCAAACAGUGCUUAAAGAAUGGAAGGUAAUCAGAUUUAAUCCAAAGAAAAGGUGAGUAACUCCACCUCACUGGAUCAAGAGUCUUUCACUAGCAUAAAGACACCUUCCCUUGACGGGAGUAAUGUGUGUAGUACCUUACCACUGUGUCGUUCAAUUGACAAAUGUGUUCAGUAGUUUACGUACUUUUACAUGCCUUUGGCCUCUUGUGUUGGACAUGUGGCCUCUUUAUAUUGGAUAUGUGGCCAUUAUAACCUGGUAGUUAUUAAAUACUGGGAUGGUUGAAUAAUAUGCUGUCUGGUUGAUCAAUGUUGAGUGGUUGAUUAACAUGAUCACUGUCUGGUAGUAUGUUGUUAACCAGUAUGUGUCAAUACUUGACACAGCAUGUUGGGUAGUUCCACAGUAUAUGUAUUAGGUAGUACUUGAGUAUUUUGUUGGGUAGUUUAUCAUAUGUUGGAUAGUACCACAGUAUAAACCAUACCACGGGCGGGAUUGAACCCGCGGUCAGAGAGUCUCAAAACUCCAGACCGUCGCGUUAGCCACUGGACCAGCUAGCCACAAUAAGUUUUGAGACUCUCUGACCACGGGUUCAAUCCCGCCCGUGGUAUGGUUUGUUUGCAAUCGUGUCAUUACGAUUUCGUGAGUCACGUACCACAGUAUUUUUGGUAUCUCUUAUUAAUUAAGUAAUGCCAUGGUAUGUUAUGUAGUUUCAUAGUGUGGCGAGUAUUCACAAAAUCAUAACAUGAUUGCAAACAAACUAGGGAACAGGUGGGCUUCAAACCCCACCCAUCCCCUGAUUUGCUUAUGUUAUGAUAUGUUGUGUAGUUUGUUAAUAUAACAGUUGUAGUAGUUGAUCAGGAUGUUUUAUACAGUAGGCCCUCCUGUAUCCUUGGGGAUAAGUUCCAAGACCUACCAUGGAUACUUGAAACCAUGGAUGGUAGUGAACCCUAUGUGCAAGUCAUGUUUCAUUUACAUACAUACCUACGAAGAAGUUUAAUUGAUAAAUUAUGCACAGUUAGUCGAGAAUUACACUUUUUCACUGAUGGGAAGCACUUCACGAUUUCCCUUACGAUUUGAAGAACUGUCACCAUCGCUCUUUUACACUUUAAUGCAGUUAUUACGCAAAAUUAAGGUUUUUUUCGGGCUAGGUUAAACAGCGGAUAACUGAAACCGCAAAAACUGGACCCGCGGUUAUGGCGGUCCUACUGUAUACAGUAAAGUGUGCCAAGUAGUUAGGUAGAGCAUCAGUAUGUUAGGUAGUUCAUUAGCAUAUUAAGUGACUACAUACUGUUAGUUACAUGUGUUUACCAGUAGUCAGCUAGUUCAAUACAGUAAUAUUCUAUCUCAGUUGAUCAAUAUUAAAGGCGCAGUUGAUCACUCUAUCAGGAAAUUAAACAGUAUUUCUAUUUUUACAUUGACUAGCAUGAUAGAUAGUUGAUUAGUAUGUGAGGUAAUUAGUUUGUGAGAUAAUUACUUAGUAUGUGAGGUAGUUACUUAGUAUAUGAGGUGAGUAAUAAGCAGGUGAGUAAGGUGAGUGAUGUACUCAGUGGUUGACCAGCAGUUUGUUCUUCACACUUCAUUUCCCACAAAUUAUUUAUAAAAUUAAUUUUAUACUUUCACUUGAGUUGGAGUUAAACCAAUGUUUAUUGAGUAAUUCGGUUUAUGAACGCAGGUUUCAUGUUAAACCGAUAUUGGUCAAUUAAUUUGGUUCAUAAACACAGGUUUUAUGUUGGUAAUUUCUUGUGUUUACUUCACUUAUUAACCCUUUCAGGGUCCAAGGCCCAAAUCUGGAGUCAUGCACCAGUGUCCAAGAAUUUUCAAAAAAAAAAAUUGUUAUUUUUUCUUAUGAAAUCGUAGAGAAUCUUUUUGUGAAGGUAAUAAAACAAAAAGUACGAAAUUUGGUGGAAAAUUGACGAAAUUAUGCUCUCGCGAAUUUUGAUGUGUCAGCGAUAUUUACGAAUCGGCGAUUUUGCCGACUUUGACUCCCAUUUUAGGCCAAUUACAUUAUUCCAAUCAACCAAAUUCUUAGCUAUUUCACUAGUAUUACUUCUAUUCUAUCGAUUGAGCACAAGAAAUCGCCAAGUCAACUGUUUCAACUACAAAAUAAAGUGAUCGGAAAUUGUUAAUUUGGCCAAUUUAACACAAAGUUCAAAAUAUUCCAGUUUCAAAAUAGGGUCCAGAAUGAACAAUGUAGGCAUUCCUGGCACUAAACUAACAUUUCCUCUGUUCAUUAGUUAUGUUUUGAGGCUUUACAAAUAAAUUCCAUUUUGAUUUUUUA
Messenger RNA from Cherax quadricarinatus, 6844 nucleotides. NCBI's taxonomy places the organism in Eukaryota, Metazoa, Arthropoda, Malacostraca, Decapoda, Parastacidae. The record is from RefSeq and is a predicted model, not a curated record.